AUGUUGUAUCCUCGAAAGAUGGUGGAAUUUUCUGCACACGGGUUUGGGUGGGAUUUUCCCACAUUAGCUCCCUCUUUCGUUUUUGUCAGAAAUGUGCAGAGUCAGUCGCUCAGAAUUUGCAGGCAUCGCUUGCAAUUCGCACGCAUUGCUUGUACCCAGCAGAUGUUUUCGAGCCAUGUUGCUGGUCCCCUGCCAAUGCGCUGCGCACUUGUGCCACAUGAUGCAUGGCCAAGCACACCUCCAGAAAGGCGUGUUCAGAGCACAGCUCCAUCCAGGAAGACUCGCGUGUGUGGCAACUGCCGUCCUCACUGGUGGGUCUUCACCGGCCUUGCUUGUUGGAAGCGGAGUCGGGUGCGCUCGGCUCGACUCCGCAGGAGCGUCUCUGAUUUUGAAGGCUUCCCCCAUUCCUUGGACUAUGGCCUCUACUUCUUUGGUGCUGGAAACGUGUGUGAGAAGUACCGACCGGGUGAGCCGAACGCGUACUUUCUGGACGACCGCGAUGUGUUGAUCUACGUCCAUGGCUGGGAGGUGGAUCGUCUCCGGCAGAAGUAUCGUGAGACCUUCCACUGGAAAAGCAACGAGCCGCGCUUCGGCCUCGACUUUGACCUGGCUCUGCCGUGGCUUACACGUCGGUGGAAUGUGGGCAUUUUUUAUUGGGACAUGUUCUCGGAUGAGGAUUGGCUGCCUGACGCUGAAGCCAAGAUUUGGACUGCUGAGGGGCCCAGGGGGCUCCCAAGGUCGUCGAUGCGCAUGCGCUAUCGCACAGCCUCGGGCGAUUUCAAGGCCUCCUCGAUCUCGCAGAGCUGUGCUGAUCUUUUGGCUUCGCAGCUGCAGCAGCUGCCGCUGAAAUCGUCGAGAAAGCUGCGCUUGGCAGGGCACUCUUUGGGGUCUCCCUUAGUCAUCGCCGCGGCAGCCCAAGCCUUUGCCGCGGGGUCCGCCGCGGGGUCCCUGCGAAUCGCCUUGUUGGAUCCCUACUGGUCCCGGCGAGUGCCUUUGGUGAAUCCUCAGAGCUACAUGCGAAGACCAGCGACGAGGACGACGGCGCAAGAGAGUUUGGACCUGGCCAUGCUUCUGGCUGAGCAGGAUGUACCGUUUGAAAUCUACUACUCCUGCCCCAUGAUGACCCAGCUACCGCUGGUUGCUGAUGACCUGCCAGCGCGCCGCUUGGUCUCUGCUCGGCGCGCGGCCGUUGUACACUACGAUGCCAGUUACCAGGGCCUUGACUUUGAGGCACAACACUUGCUGGCGCCCAAUCUCUACCUUCACAGCAUGAAGAUGCGCCACAUCUAUCUCUUUCGCGUCUUGCGCCUUUGCCUGGCUCUCCUUGCAGUGAAAGUCUGCUGGAUGCCCUACGAUGGUUGGCGCAUCGCUUUCGCUUUUCUUCCGCCGCGACACUGGCCCACGAUGCUUGCGGCGGCGCCUGGACCAGCACCGAAGGUGCGUGUAGGGCCGUCGGUGCUGGCAGGAGAUUUGUCCAUGCUGGCCAAAGAGACACGGCGCGUGCUGCGCGCCGGGGCAGACUUCGUGCACUUAGACGUCUUUGAUGGAAAUUGGGUGAAGGGUGCCUUUACGUUUGGCCCUAUGGUGGUGAAAGCGCUGAGGGCACAUGAGCCAAGUGCUUAUUUGGACGUGCACCUCUGCGUGACCCAGCCUGCUCAGUAUCUUGAAGAGUUGGCCAAAGCAGGCGCCAGCCGAGUGUUGCUGCACUUUGAAGCUUUGGGCUCGGUGCACGUGGCCAAGGCCGCUGCGCAGCUGGCACACCAGCUGGGCCUGGAGGUGGGCCUGGCGCUGGCCCCUCAGACCAGUGUGAGUCGAGAGGUGCUGGAGGCAGCCGAAGGCUUUGAUGUGGUCUUGUGCAUGACGGUGCCACCCGGCUUCGGGGGUCAAGCCUUCAUGCCAGAGGUGUUACCCAAGUUGCGAGAGCUUCGUGAGACCUUCCCGGGCAAAUCCCUGGAGGUGGACGGCGGUGUGACGGUGCGCACCGCCGCUCUGGCGGCGGCCGCCGGGGCCAACGAGGCCGUGGCUGGGUCGGCGGUCUUCGGGGCGAAGGACUUGCGGAAGAGCAUCAGGCGGGGCCUCGACGGUCGACUGGCUGGAGCGGGAGCGGGAGCGGGAGAGAUCUGGCGGAAGGGGUGGAAGAGAUCUGGCAAGAUGGAUGUGUUGAAGCAGCUUCGGAGGAGUGGACGAUGUUGUAUUGCACUUUUUUUUGGGGGGGGGAAUCCAUUUUGGCUUUCCGUCUGA
This is a messenger RNA of Durusdinium trenchii, 2241 nucleotides long. The record is from the annotation of a GenBank genome assembly. NCBI's taxonomy places the organism in Eukaryota, Dinophyceae, Suessiales, Symbiodiniaceae.